CCAUGUGCGGAGCAAUCAAGAAACAUCCUCAUCACCACUUCACAAGCCUCAUGAACGUAGUUGCAAGACCUUUUUGUCGCCGUCCAGGAAGUAUCACCACCGUUCAGGCAAGUGGUUCCCGUGCGCUCGCUCCAAAAGCCAAAGCCCCGCAAGCUAAACCGUCGCCGGAACAGCAUUUUAUUAAAUCACGCAGCAUGCAUAUUCAGUCGAUUCCGAUGUGGACUGGUACGGGCAACAAUUAUGCCUAUCUAGUAAGCGACGACAAAACCAAGGAGGCCACGAUCAUCGAUCCAGCCAAUCCUCCCGAAGUGUUGCCUGUGCUCAAGGAGCAGACCGAUGGAGGCAAGAUCAAGCUCAUCAGCAUCAUCAACACGCAUCACCACCGAGACCAUGCUGGUGGGAACGCGGAACUGCUCAAGCACUACAAAGUCCCCGUCGUGGGCGGCAAGAACUGCGACAAAGUCAGCGAAACACCAGCCGACGGCUCGACUUUCAAGAUCGGCGAAGGCAUCAAGGUGAAGGCGCUGCACACGCCGUGCCACACGCAGGACAGCAUUUGUUACUUCUUCGAGGACGGCGACCAGCGCGCCGUGUUCACAGGCGACACGCUAUUUAUCGGCGGAUGUGGACGUUUCUUCGAAGGCAAGCCGGAAGAGAUGCACAAGGCGUUGAACGUCACCCUAGCUAGCCUUCCAGACGACACAAGGGUCUACCCUGGCCAUGAGUACACAAAAGGUAAUGUCAAAUUUGCGCUAAGCGUUAGCCAAGAUGAAGAAACAAAGCGUCUGGAAGCCCUCGCAAUGAACAACACCCAGACACAGGGCAAGUCGACCAUUGGUGACGAAAAGCGGUAUAAUGUCUUCAUGCGCGUCAACGAUCCAGCGAUGCAGAAAGUGACGGGCGAGACAGAUCCGGUUAAGGUCAUGGGAAAGUUACGUUCUAUGAAGGAUCACUCCUAGAUUUCAUGGGAAAAGUGAUGAAAAUCGUAUGAUAUAUAGGCCAAUCAAAACCACUGCACCCGAG
Molecule: messenger RNA, 1023 nt
Organism: Verruconis gallopava
Lineage: Eukaryota; Fungi; Ascomycota; Dothideomycetes; Venturiales; Sympoventuriaceae
Product: hydroxyacylglutathione hydrolase
Exons: 8
Molecular function (GO): hydroxyacylglutathione hydrolase activity
Source: RefSeq, a predicted model, not a curated record